UACCGUGGCUCGUUGAAACCCAUAAAAACUCCAUUGUUAUCCCUAUCCAUUUUCUCCUUCUCCUUCCCCCAGGCCCAGGCGUUCUCUCUCUGAAAUCUUCAACGGUGGAUAGGAAGAAACAGGAGGAAAAUUUUUCUUCAGGAACGAGCGGCAUAAGGAGGAUAUAGAAUAAGGAGAGUAAAGGGCAACAAGAGAGAGAGAGAGAGAGAGCUUUUACUAGAUUUGAGGAGGAGAGGAUUUCCAUUAUUUCUGAUCCGGAGCUGUAAUCUCCAAGCAAUCAACGAAUGGAUUCUGAUCCGUGGGUCUCUCGCCUAGCCGCUGCAAAGAGGCAUUACUUGCUUCAGCAACAGCAGAGCUCCUACUCAGAUCGGUUUGAUGUCGAUGAGUACGAAUUGGAAGAGGAGGUCCGCUCGGAUUUUCCUUGCCCCUUCUGUGACGAGGACCACGACAUCGCAUCAUUGUGCUCUCAUCUCGAAGAUGAGCAUCCUUUUGAAUCUAAAGCUGCUGUUUGCCCCGUUUGCUCUGUUAAGGUUGCAGGAGAAAUGCUGAGUCAUAUUAUGUUGCAACAUGGCCAAGCCUUCAAGCUGCAGAGACAUCGAAGGUUACGCAGAGUUGCUAUUCCUAAUGGCCAGGCACUAUCACUUCUGGGUAAAGACCUUCGUGAGGCUCACCUGCAGGCGCUUUUGGGUGGUGGGGCUUAUCGGUCAAGUAACUCUAGUACCUCUGCUGCAGCUGCUGAUUCAUUUCUAUCUUCUUUUGCUUUAAAUUUUCCUGCAUCAGAAGCUGAAGAAACUUCAAAAUCUUCUUUAUCCCAUGUUGAUGACUUCAUUGGGAAAAAGUCAACUACAAAGGCUGGGAACCCAAGCAGUAUCGAUCUUUCUCUUAGCCAAGAAGAAAGGGAAAAGAAGCAGAGGCAGGCCACAGUCAGGGCAAAAUUUGUGCAGGAUCUGCUGCUUUCAACACUGUUUGAUGAUUAAUUCGAGUAAAGUUCAGUAAAAUUUCAUCAAAUGGAUUGUUUGUGAUCUUACAACUGUCUUUAACAGAUACAGUGAUUAUCCAUAGUGAAAUUGGUGAAUUUUCACAUCAAAAGGUGUUGAUAUGAACUCAUCUUUCAACAGUGGUAAUGCACCUUAGAAAAGUAACUUGAAUUAAUCUUGAGGUGAUUUUGAUGAAA
This is a messenger RNA of Dendrobium catenatum, 1174 nucleotides long. Its product is annotated as protein DEHYDRATION-INDUCED 19. The transcript has 5 exons. NCBI's taxonomy places the organism in Eukaryota, Viridiplantae, Streptophyta, Magnoliopsida, Asparagales, Orchidaceae. The coding region runs from base 285 to 977 and encodes 230 amino acids. The record is from RefSeq and is a predicted model, not a curated record.